This is a messenger RNA of Miscanthus lutarioriparius, 399 nucleotides long. The record is from the annotation of a GenBank genome assembly. NCBI's taxonomy places the organism in Eukaryota, Viridiplantae, Streptophyta, Magnoliopsida, Poales, Poaceae.
AUGGGGAUGCCGAUUAUAGCUUUCCUAUUUGCCCAAGGGCAGUGUGCAUCAUUUGAGCAACUGGAGCUGUUUCUACAGCAACCCUUCACCAAGAUUCAGACUCUGGUGGGUCGAUUUGAGAUUUAUUGCCUUUCCGGGUCAUACUUGGUGCUAGAUGAUGGUGGCACACGGACCCGAAGCAGAGGGCUUUGCAUUGCUUUGUUUGGUCCUGACCAUAGGGUUAUUGGUGGGAGUGUAGUUGGAGUCCUGACAGCAGCUGGAACAAUUCAGGUGAUGGCUGAUUUCUGUGUGAUAGAGAAUUUUCUCAUAUACAUAAUACUCAAAUUUGAGUUCACAAAACCUCACAGCUUGGAAAAUAUGCUCCAGCUACUUUCAAGUUGUGUUGGUGCAGUAUUAUAG